Messenger RNA from Macadamia integrifolia, 1495 nucleotides. Its product is annotated as 3-dehydrosphinganine reductase TSC10A-like. The transcript has 3 exons. The record is from RefSeq and is a predicted model, not a curated record. Lineage: Eukaryota; Viridiplantae; Streptophyta; Magnoliopsida; Proteales; Proteaceae. The coding region runs from base 256 to 1245 and encodes 329 amino acids. Gene Ontology annotation, cellular component: endoplasmic reticulum membrane. Gene Ontology annotation, molecular function: 3-dehydrosphinganine reductase activity. Gene Ontology annotation, biological process: sphingolipid biosynthetic process.
AUGGAAAAUUGAAUUAAGGAUCAUUGUUGCCUCCUCUCGGAUCUUUCUGUCGAACUCUAUAGCCCGGCGUUGCUGACGAGAAAUCUUCAGGUAGACUCUUUGUCUCUCUCUCUCUCUCUCUCUCUCUCCUGAAUCCGAUAAAAGGGAUGUAUCUGGACUAGUUUUCAAUUCUCACCACUUAUCUAUAAACCCUCUUGUUGAUGGGUUUUCUUUCCCGUUAGUAAUUGCUUUUUUUGAUUUGUUGAAGCUCCUUCAAUGGCGGAAAAUAGCCUUCUCUUCCUUCUCAUACUCUUGAUUCCUAUCUUAAUCUUUGCCAUUCUAGCGUUCAUUGUUCGCCCUCGUCCCGUUAAGAUCCCAAUUAAGGGUCGUCAUAUCUUCAUUACUGGUGGGUCGAGUGGUAUUGGCCUUGCCAUAGCACAUCAGGCUGCUUCAGAGGGCGCUCGAGUUUCAAUCCUUGCUCGUAAUCGGGACAAGCUUGAAGAAGCUCGGAAUUCUAUUCGCCUUUCUACUGGAAUUGAUGUUUCCAUCUUCAGUGUUGAUGUUCGAGACUACGAAGCUGUUCGGAAAGCAAUUGAUGAUGCAGGCCCCAUUGAUAUACUUGUUUGCAAUCAAGGAGUUUUUACUCCAGGAGAACUGGAGUCGCAGGAUUUGGAGACUAUUAAGUUCAUGAUCGAUGUGAAUCUAAUGGGUACUUUCCAUCUGAUCAAAGCAGCACUUCCUGGGAUGAAGAACAGAGGUGACAGUCUACCUAGUUCGAUCGCUCUAAUGUCCUCGCAGGCUGGUCAGGUGGGCAUCUAUGGUUACACUGCUUAUUCAGCUAGUAAAUUUGGCCUUAAAGGGUUGGGUGAGGCACUGCAGCAGGAGGUCAUUGGGUAUAACAUCCAUGUGUCCCUUAUAUUCCCUCCUGACACUGAAACUCCAGGUUUUGCUGAAGAAAACAAGGUAAGGCCACAGCUCACCAGUAUCAUAGCUGCUACUUCUGGUGCAAUGAAGGCUGAUGAAGUUGCCAAGCGAACCUUAAAUGGCAUAAAAUCUGGAACAUUUAUUGUAUCGUGCAACUUGGAAGGGUUCUUUCUGUCUUUAGCAACUUCUGGUUUAUCACCCCAGAGAUCAGCCCUAAUUGCCUUCUUUGAGGUUGUUGGUGCUGGUUUUUUACGUAUCAUAGCUCUAGCUACACAGUGGAAUUGGUAUGGGAGUAUAGAGAAGUGGCAUGUGCAAAAGAAUAGCAAGUCCUCAACAAAAUAAGAAGUCUCUCUUUAAGAGUACCAGCCUUCCCUUCUUGUUUGAGGAUUUUUUUUCCCCCUGUUUCACCUUUCCUUGAUGUUCAUGGAUAUAGGAUUGUAAAUGAUUUCUGGAACUACUUGAUAUUUUCUGUGAAAUUUUGUCAAAGGAAGAGGUCUUAGUGCAUUUGGUGAUGCAAACCUCUUAGUGUGUUCACCGUCCUUGAAUUUUGAUUAUCCUUCAUAAUAUUAUGUUGGUUUGGGAUUCUUACUAA